AUGGAUAGCAAUAUUUUCACUGAUUCAUUUGCACUCUUCUCGGUCCAGGCAAUAAAUGUCAAGCAGACCAAUGAAUUUCUCGUUCUAUUUUUGUCAGCCGCAGUAGCCUUGAUACAAGGGGUAAUUGCUCUCCCGAAGGCCACACGACAUCAAAAUUGGCUAGCUCUGCUUUUGUUGAUCCCACUCGCUGGCAUUUUGCGUCAGGAAGCCUCCAUUGACCUUGGAUAUUCCCUCUGGGACGGAACGGUUGGGCGUGUUGCAGAUGUCCCCGUCCACCCCAUCCAACAACUCGCAUCAGAUGCUCUGAAAAGGCACCAGGACAUGGUGGCAGGCCAAUCCAAAACUUUGGAGGCUGCCAUUAAGGAAUAUGAACGCCGAUAUGGCCGAAAGCCUCCUCCUGGAUUUGACGUGUGGUAUAAAGCUGCAACACAGAAAGGAUUUAUUCUCGUCGAUGAGUUCAAUUCGUUAAUGGAAGGGCUGGAGCCAUUCUGGGGGGUCCCUCCCGCUGUGCUUCGUGCCCGUGUGGCUGCAGCAACGCAGAUCUCAGGUUCAAGGCUCAUCCGCUAUUCUGUGAGAAAUCGCAAUCUAAUGGCCGAAAAUGACGGUGAGGCUACUUGGAUUACCAACCAGCUAAGGUUAUGGUUCACUCCUGAAGUAUUGGCUACUGUGCCUGAUAUAAUGUUUGCCCUUAACUUACUUGAUGAGCCAAGGGUCGUGGCUCCCUUUGAUGAAUUAGUGGAGGCUCAAUCUGCAAGUAAACUGAAUGGCUCCGUAGGGCUCUCAAAAUCUUUCUCAGAAACAGUCGGAUUCGAGAAGGCAAAUUCCAACAAUAUGUGGGAUAGCAUGACAUUAUCCUGUGACCCCAAAUCUGCAGCUAGAAAAGGCCCGAGCAGAUUCAGGCUCCCUCACAAGGGGCUGGCCAGCAGUUUCGUCUCCAACACGAGCGUUGCCCACGAUGUCUGCUCCAUGCCAGAUCUCCAGAUCCAACACGGAUUCUUCAUUGCUCCCGAAACGGCAAGUAUAGCACAUUCGAUCGUCCCCAUCUUCUCACAGGCCCGGCCUUCAAGUUUUCAAGACAUUCUUCUGCCGAGUGUAUACUAUGGUGCAAAGCUAGAGCUGCAUGAAUACCAGGAAAGCCAGGAUAUGAAGUGGGAUGAGAAAGAGAAUGUCGUCUAUUGGGCCGGCUCUUCAACAGGGGGGCAUACCAACAUCAAGAACUGGCAUACCUUCCACCGUCAACGACUGGUGCUAGUAACCUCCCACAAUGCUACGAGGGUUAGACUUAUGAAAAAGGUCCCUGGACCCCCCUCGACAGGCGGUAACACCACAUCUACUUGGCGCAUCUAUACAUCUAAGAUGGGACAGAUUGCGUCCAAGAUCAAAAUCCGAAUUUCAGCCGUCAUCCAAUGUGAACAGGAUGCAUGUGAUGCGCAAGAAGCCGCUUUCCGACCAGAUGAAUACCCAAAGGAUGAUUUCAAAGCAAAUUACCGAGCAAGGUAUAAUUUAGAUGUUGACGGCAACGGUUUCAGUGGCCGUUACCUUCGCGGACUCUUGUCCAACUCUGCCAUGAUGAAGCAAACAAUGUUCAAAGAAUGGAUUGAUGAUUGGCUGACGCCUUGGCUCCAUUAUAUACCCGUUAAUAUGGACCUGGUGGAAUUCCCAGAGUUGGUACGGUUUUUCACUUCUGAGCCUGAGGGGCAGGAGAUUGGGAAGAAAAUUGCAAUGGCAAGUAAAGACUGGGCGCAGAAGACAAUUCGGACGCAAGAUCUAACACUUGCGCUUUGGCGGGUGAUGUUGGAAUAUUCACGGAUUAUGAAGGAUGAUAGGGACUCUUUGCAAUGCUGUUCUUGA
This is a messenger RNA of Trichophyton benhamiae CBS 112371, 1851 nucleotides long. RefSeq lists its product as uncharacterized. The coding region runs from base 1 to 1851 and encodes 616 amino acids. Lineage: Eukaryota; Fungi; Ascomycota; Eurotiomycetes; Onygenales; Arthrodermataceae. The transcript has 2 exons. The record is from RefSeq and is a predicted model, not a curated record.